AUGGACGCACGGUUUGAUCACCUUCCGGAGCUCCUGUCGCGUCCAGGCACUCUGUUUUUCCCUCCGCGCGUGAGCGGAGUGAGACUAACAGCCGAAUUUAUCCCAGCCUGGGACCUUGCAGGCACCAUUGCCGUCACACCUGCGGGGUCUCUACACUUGAAGCUUUGUGGUAACCUGGGAUGGAGCGACGUCACUGAGUAUCUCCUUUCCGGUCUACCUCGUGCUGAAGACACCGCGGAUGUUUUCUGGGACAACGGAAAUGUGUUUAUUGCGGAGGACGUCGAAAGACGGCCCCUGCGACGGCGGCUAGACGAGGGAGGUGUCGGUGACGCUACCCGCCGCCUGGUACGGGGGGAAAGGAUAGCGGACGCCCGAACCGAGGAGUGCGCGAUCACGUUCGCGCAGCACGAGACGCUACCGCAGCACGACUAUCGAAACCACCCCCGCGCCCAAGCUCCCGAGAUCGAGCUCGUCAUCCCGUACCACUGCGUGCCGCUGUCAUACGCCAUCGACGGGAUAUGUUACGACCCGAACGAGCCUGUCUUCGCUCUGAACGCUCCAAUCGACGAGAAGUUGAGCAUUUGCCUAGGGAUGGAGGGUGUCCGACCUUCCCAUACACCCAAAGACGGCUUCUCCUCCAAGCAGCGCCGCGUGCGCAACAAGAAAAAUGGUCCGCCGAUCAUCCGCGCAAAGCUGGCUCGUAGGAUAGCCGCUGACGUGCAGGAGUUUCUGAAACACUACCCAGUGUCGCACAAGGGCAAGCCCGUCGAUUUCAACCGGUUGCACUUGAAGGAAGUGCGCCUGAAGUCGAAGGCUACGGGCCAGCCCGUCUUGUGCAUUCAUCGGAGCCCUUCUCCGAUGUCUGUCCCGGCAUCCCGGGGCAUUCGUUCGAUUUAG
This is a messenger RNA of Trametes versicolor FP-101664 SS1, 897 nucleotides long. RefSeq lists its product as uncharacterized. Bases 1 to 897 code for a protein of 298 amino acids. The record is from RefSeq and is a predicted model, not a curated record. Lineage: Eukaryota; Fungi; Basidiomycota; Agaricomycetes; Polyporales; Polyporaceae. The transcript has 6 exons.